CUUGGCGGAGAAGCAAGAUGGCUACAUCGGCUUGGCUGCAUGGAUCAUCUGCUAUGCGACUAACAGAGGGUUUAGUGUCGGUUCUGAAAGAACACCGUCCAGAGUAUUUACCUGCUUUAUUGGCCAACUACAGAGAACAUGGCGUGUUCCCGACACAGGGCGCGAGCACCGUCGGGGGUCUCGUGGGUUUCAGCAAUGCAAAAUUGGGCUCGAGCAAAACCAGGUUUGAGGGGCUCUGCUUGCUCUCCAUGCUGGUUAAAGACAGCUCCAGUGAUCUGUUCGAGCAACACUGCCUUUCCUGGCUGCGUUCCCUUCAGCAGGUCAUACAGUCUCAGGCUCCAGUUCAGACCAUCCAGCUUGCGGUGAACAUUCUAAAGGAUUUGCUACAGUACUCAUCCCAGCUAGCAGAGCUGGCCAGGGAAGUUGGCCUCAACUCCAUCCUGGGCAUCCUGACGUCUCUGCUGGGCCUCAAGACAGAGUGUGAGCUGUCAGCCAUGGAGGGGAUGACAGCCUGUAUGACCUACUACCCCAGAGCCUGUGGGUCCCUCCGGGACAAACUGGGAGCCUAUUUCCUCUCCAAAAUGGACAGUACAAACAAGAAAACACAAGGGAUAGCUUGUCAGUGUUAUGGUCGCUUGCCCUGUCUGGGGGGCCUGUUGGACAGAGGGGUGGGUGCUGGCAGAGCUGAGGGCUGGACCAAUCAGAUUCACUGCUUACUGGCCUCAGCAAAUGGCCUGCUGGCUCAGAUCUACCAAGGUUCAGAAACAGAUGGAACAGUACAGUAUGAAGGUCCGGGGGUAGAACUGGCCUUUCCUCAUCUCGACCAAUCAGAUCCCCUGCUACUGUUGCAGCUCCAGCACAGAUACACAGCUAUCUGCCUGGCACUCAAACACACACUCAGGGUAGAUCCAGCCUCAGCUGUCCGUCUGCCUGUCAGGCCAAUACUCAACCUGGUGUGCCGAGCCGUCGCUGUCAGCUCCAAGAGCGUAAAUUUAACAGGAGACGGAGGUGUGAGGAUGCUGGUCCUGCCCAUCAUACACACCAACACACUGGAAGUCCUAUCAACUCUUAUCACAGUUGUACGUAGCGGCAUGGUUCAAUACACUGUAGUACUACAGAGGCUGUUCUCUCAAACCCUAUCUGCCUGGACACCUCUGCAUGAAGCCAGUCUGGGACAGCAGAGAGCCUACAGCUCAGUGCGAGUAUCGGUGUACAGAACCUUAGAGCUCUGGGUCCAGGUGGCUGGAGCCUCUGCUAGCAUUCUUCAAGGAAGCCCAAGCCAUUCAGAGCUCCUUUUUAGCCACCUGCUCGGUGACAUCACACCAGGGGCAGAGUCUGUCAAGCUCCGGGCAGGUCUGUCAGCUGAUGUGGUCCCUGGAGGGAAACCAGGCCCUCGGAGGACAAAGCCUUUGGUCAUAGCAGAUGCAGGUGGGCCAUCACUCCAGAGAAAAGGAGACCUUUUGGCCAAUCAGGAUACUUGCCUUUCAGCCCUCAGAGCACUGAGACAAAUCAUACUGACAAGUGGUACACUGCUAAAGGAUGAUAUACACAAGCGUCUUCAUGAUGUGGUGCUGCCGCUGAGUGUGCGUCUUCAGCAGCAACAGUCCAGCAGCAACAGUGCAUGUGAAUCUGCAGGGGGCGUUAGUGGGCAGUACAGCAGUGCCCUUGCCCGAAGAGAGCUAUACAGGUUAUUGCUGGCUCUGGUCCUGGUCCCAUCACCCUGUUGGCCUCCACCUCUGACCUGUGCUGUAUCCAUCCUCAGCAACGCACGCGCUGACCGCAACCUCAAGGUCUCUACAUUCUGUACUGAGGCUCUGACCAUCUGUAACUCCCUCCUCCACCCCCGCACUCCCUCCCUCACCCUCCCCUUACCCCCCCUUACCCUGAAACACACCCCUACAGUUCCAGUCCUCCCAUCCUCCCAGGGGCCUACCCCUGGUCUCACUUUGCCAACCCUUUUAGGAGGAACCGCCCCUGGUCCUCCCUUCCCCACCCGCCACUCGCUCGGCCUGGGCCCCGCUUCCCUGCUGGGCUCUCUGGAGAACCACCUCUCCCUGGUGCCAGGGCUGCCGGGUCAGGCCCCCACCCCAGGAGACAUGAUCCUGUCCCCGCACACACACCAUCUGCCAGAUCAGGCUUCGCUUGGCCCUCCAGAAGGGCAGAGACCUGUGUUCAUCCGCUAUGAAAAAGAGGAAACGGAGGACGUGGAGAUUUCUCUAGCCAGUGACUCAGACGACAGCGUGGUCAUUGUUCCUCCGGGUAUGCUCAACAUGGAGAACCAGCAGGAUGACACGGCAGUAGCAGCAAACUCCCAGAACAUGGCCUCUGCUGCACCAGGGAGCACUACAGUCACGCUACCAGGAGGAGAAUGUGUCACCAUGGUACCCACAACAGCAGCACCAACCACAUUAGAUGGCCUCUCGCUUUCCAACAACCUCGCCACCUCCUCCCCCAUCCUCUCCACUUCCACCACCCCCAUCAACUCCUUCCCUCCUUCUAGCACCUCAGUGGUUUCCUUGGUUCCACCUUUGAACUCCAGCACACUCACAGCUCCACCUGGUGGUUUGGGGGACUCAAUGCCUGGCAGACCUCAGCUCCAGCAGAUGCUGCUGCAGCCCUCCACACCGAGCCAGCCUAACCCCAUGGGUCUACCUCUCCAGAUGCAGCAGCUGCAGAAUCAGCUCAGUCAGCAGGGACGGCACCUCCACCAGCACCAACCACCACCUGCCAGCAACGAAGAUUCAGCUGUCAUCAACAUCAACAGCACCGACGAGGAGGAGGAAGAGGAGGAGGACAUGGAGGAUGAUGAAGAGCUGGAGGAGGAAGAGGAAGGGAUGGAUGAGGAGGAUGAGGAGGAGGAAGUGAGCGAUUUUGCUGAGGAUGAGUUUUAUGAUGGAGAGGAGUAUGAGGAUUAUGAUGAAGAAGAGGGGGAAGAGCUGGAGGAAGAGGAGGAGGAAGAGGAUGGGGAUAUACCUCCUCUUGAGGGUGCAGAGGACAAAGCAGGAGAGGUGGGGAUGGAGGAGGGGAAGGUGCUCCAAGCAGCAGUGGAUGAAGGAAGGAUGGCUGGAUUCAGUGUGGAGAGAGAUGAAGAAGGAGGGAUAGAGGAGAUCCACACCAACAGAGUGCUGUUUGGAGAGGACAGGAUGAAGUUGCAGGAGGUGGAGAGCAUUGGAGUCCUGGAGGAGGCACGGGAGGGUGAGGGGGAGGAUGAUGAAAGUGAAAGGAUGGAUGAUCCCACCAUGCCACAGAUACUCUGUGUUACCGGAGGAGCAUUGGAGGAGAGGGAGGAGACAGAGGAGUUAGGGAGAGCUGGAGGAAGAAUGGUGCAGGAGGAUGCGAGCUUGUGGGAGCAAGGAGCCAGUGCGAUUGAGCCAACAGCCUCCUCAGAAGAACACACAACCAAUCAGAAUCAACAGGAGUCAAGGGGUGAACCAGCACAGGAAGCCAGUGUCAUUGAUAACCACCCAUGCAGUCAUCAGGAAGAACAGCUAGCAGCUGCUCAAGAAGCAGACUCAGCAGCUGCAGAUCCUGAAACUUCAACAGGUCUGAAUACUAAAGCGCAAGAGGAGAGAAAUGCUGAGAAAAAUGAAAAAGUGGAAGCAGAGCACAAAGAGACAGAGGGAGGAGGAGGGGGAGAGAGUGAUGGAGAGGCGGAGAAAGGAGUGAAGAGGAAAAGAGAUGAGGUGCACAUGGAUGAAGAGGGACAAAGCACUGAGAAGAAAAAGAUGGAUGAUGAAGCAAUGGCCUCCAUGUUGGCUGAUUUUGUUGCCUGUCCACCUGAUGAUGAAGAUGGUGCCUCUGGAUCGAACCGCUCAUAAAAUUUGACAGCCUAAACUGAUGUAACUGAAGUCACCAUGGAUGCAGGAGAUGCUGCCAGGAUCCUGUAUCAUUACUUACAUUUCCAAGAUUUAGUUACCUCAUAAAACUACUCCCUUAUCAUUUUUGACAUCUUCAGUCGUUGUUCACAUUGUUCACAUUAUACGUAGAAUCUGGCCCCCAGGUUUCUUUCUUUUAACAUUGUUGUCGACUUUGAGUUGCACUGUGUGGGGUGUGGGAAUACUUGGAGAAAGACACUUUUUUUUUUUUUCAGACUUUUUACUGUCACACCACCCAGCUUUUAAUUGGCACAAUCUAGUUUUACAUGAGCUAAAAGAAACAAUACAUUUUCUAGAGUCCCAAGUACUACCGGGGAGGGAGGGAGGGAGGGAGGAAGGUGAAGCUCUAUGAAGUGUCACUCAGAAUGCUAGCGUUUGUUCUUGUAUACGGUACAUAUUAUCCUACAGUUAGUGUAUGCAGUGGGUUUUUCUUGGAUUUAUAUGUACCUUUUGUGCUCGUCAUGUUUUGUCAUUACUGUCAUACGCUUUGUUAGAAAAAGUAAAGAAAAUCAAACUACA
Molecule: messenger RNA, 4394 nt
Organism: Xiphias gladius (swordfish)
Lineage: Eukaryota; Metazoa; Chordata; Actinopteri; Istiophoriformes; Xiphiidae
Gene: pelp1
Product: proline, glutamate and leucine rich protein 1
Exons: 19
Coding region: 18-3818 (1266 amino acids)
Biological process (GO): rRNA processing
Cellular component (GO): nucleus
Source: RefSeq, a predicted model, not a curated record